Erpetoichthys calabaricus (reedfish) is the source of this 1000-nucleotide messenger RNA. It is a transcript of the gene arl6ip1, whose product is annotated as ADP-ribosylation factor-like 6 interacting protein 1. The transcript is spliced from 6 exons. The record is from RefSeq and is a predicted model, not a curated record. Lineage: Eukaryota; Metazoa; Chordata; Cladistia; Polypteriformes; Polypteridae. Bases 125 to 736 code for a protein of 203 amino acids.
UGCGACGCUGCCCGUCUUCAGCCUCGAGCAGAGACUUUAUCUUUCGUUUUGAUGUUGUGGCGAAAAUAACAUCUGAAACCUAAAGGCUUCAUACAUAUAAAACUUCAGUAGACGUUCUUCAAAGAUGGCGGAAGGAGACAAUAAAAGUGCAAAUUUAUUGGCGCAGGAGACGGCUCAGCUGGAGGAGCAGCUGCAGGCCUGGGGUGAGGUGAUUCUGGCCGGAGAUAAGAUACUGAGGUGGGAGAAGCCCUGGUUCCCGGCUGCUCUCUGCGGAGUGGUGUCCUUUGUUUUCUUGUUGAUCUAUUAUCUCGAUCCCUCGGUGCUGACUGGCGUGUCCUGUGCCAUCAUGAUUCUCUGUCUGGCUGAUUAUCUGGUCCCAACUCUUGCACCCAAAAUUUUUGGAUCUACCAAAUGGACUACAGAGCAGCAGCAGCGGUUCCAUGAGAUCUGUGGGAACCUUGUGAAAACCCAGCGCCGCGUGCUUGGCUGGGGCAGGCGGGUCUUUGCUUUGAAGGAAGAGAAACCCAAAAUGUACUUCUUGACCGUCAUAACAGCCCUGUCAGCGAUGGCAUGGAUUGGACAGCAAGUUCACAAUCUCUUCCUUACGUACCUAAUUGUUACCUUUCUGCUGAUGCUGCCAGGCCUCAAUCAACAUGGGCUCAUCAGCCGGUAUGUGGGCAUGGCGAAGCGAGAGGUCAACAAGCUGCUGAAACAGAAGGAGAAGAAGACGGAGUAAAGACCCCCCCCUCUACCCCCAGGGUCCCACUCCUGCCCAACCAGCAGAGAGAGAGAGAGCGAGUGUUUUUGUUUCCCUCCGGUUGGCUUCUUUCACCACGGCAAGCCAAGGCCACCUCCUCGGCUCGAGCACGGUGCCAACACGCCGGUCGUUUUGUGUUGUAGGGUGCCGAGCUGAAGCGCCACACUGAAAUAUCUUGGAACUGCAGGCACAAAUGCUUUUUAGCCAUCUUGUGUUUCCGAGUGGGCUCCGAGUUGUUUUUUU